AUGGAAGCCAGCAUGGAUGAAGCAGCAAAGCUUCAGCUCCAAGGACAAGCCCAUGUAUGGAAACACAUUUUCAGCUAUGUGAAUUCCAUGGCACUAAAAUGUUCGGUGGAGCUCCAAAUUCCCGAUAUCUUACACUCUCACAAUCGACCUUUAUCCCUCUCUGAAAUUUCAUCCAGAAUCACCAAUUCUUCAUCUCCCAAUGUCCUCCCUUACCUCUCUCGAAUCAUGCGAUUAUUAGUCCACAGCCAAAUAUUCACUUCCACAAUUUCGUCCGGCUCCGUGCUCUACGGCCCAACUCCGGCCUCAAGCUGGCUCGUAACCGGGUCCACCGAGUUAAGCUUAGGUCCAUUUGUGUUGAUGAAUCUUCAUCCACGGUCUAUUAGUCCAAGGCACCGGCUAAGUGGUUGCGUGAGGGAAGGUGGGACGAUUCCAUUUGAAAACGAACAUGGAUUUAAUGUGUGGGAUUUUGCAGCCACAAACCCGGAAUUCAAUAAGGUUUUUAAUGAUGGAAUUGUCGUGCACUGGGAAAAUAACAAUGCAUGCAAUCCUUUAUGCGCUCAAAAAGGCAUCAAUUUCGAUUUGCCCCAUGUCAUUGCAACGGCACCGGAACACGUCGGAGUGUCCCAUGUUGGCGGCGUGUUUAAGGAGGUCCCUACUGCCAAAGCUGUCUUCAUGAAGUGGGUCUUGCAUAUAUGGGACGAUGAAGAUUGCGUGAAAAUCCUUAAAAACUGUAGAAAAGCAAUCUCCGAGAAAAUAGGAAAAGUAAUCAUCGUUGAGGUGGUAUUGAAUCCUGAGGGCGAUGAGGUGUGGGGCAGCAGUGGAAUGGAAUUAGAUUUGGUAAUGAUGACUGGUACAUUUCGGAAGGAGAGGACAGAAUCUGAAUGGAAAGCACUCGUUGAGAAAGGAGGUUUUCCUCGCUACAAAAUUACUAAGAUUCCAGCUUUGUACUCAAUCAUAGAAGCAUAUCCUCGUUAG
Oldenlandia corymbosa var. corymbosa is the source of this 975-nucleotide messenger RNA. Lineage: Eukaryota; Viridiplantae; Streptophyta; Magnoliopsida; Gentianales; Rubiaceae. The record is from the annotation of a GenBank genome assembly.